Homarus americanus (American lobster) is the source of this 2826-nucleotide messenger RNA. RefSeq lists its product as uncharacterized. Lineage: Eukaryota; Metazoa; Arthropoda; Malacostraca; Decapoda; Nephropidae. The record is from RefSeq and is a predicted model, not a curated record. The transcript has 2 exons. The coding region runs from base 601 to 1581 and encodes 326 amino acids.
CAGGCACCUAUUAAACGUUAUUGGCGAGAGCCUACUGUAUAUCACAAAAACUGUUUUUUAGAAAAAAAACGGCUUCAUCCUUUCAUCCAAGUUAUCCAAAAUUACGGUACCUUUGCCUUCUCACUCACAUACAGUACAGUCCAUUCAUAAAAGCUUUUAGUUGUAUUGGAAUUUUGGAUAAAAGAUGCUCAACCUGUAUGCUGAUUACUGUAGCUAACACUCACCUUAACAGCCAACUGCUUGAAUAAUAAUGAAGAUAUUUCCAACUUGUUUUGUAGGAACUAUUAUUUAUUAUCACAAAUUUGAGCAUGAGUUGGUGUACAUUUUCAUUGUUUCUACAUAUUACUGAAGUUUCUUCUUUUGGGGGUUUGGGAACAGGAAAACAAGUACAGCAGAAGAAAAACAGAAGUGUAAUGGACAGUGACGAAGAUUGUACUGGCAGCAGUGACGGGUUGGAUUUCUGAGGAGGAACAUUCUGAUGUGCUGAAUGGUAAAGAAAAGAAAGGCUAUGAAACAGCAGUUGAGUACCUAGCCUUUAAUCUUUCUUGUUUAAAAGUGAAUUUAGAUAAGCAAAAACAUGGUGAUGCAGAUUAUGUAAAAAUGGAAAGCAGUGGUAGUUACCCAGAUUGUGAAAAGACUGUCCAAGUUACCUGGUCAUGUUUGAAAGAUUCUGGAACCAUAGAAUCCCAUAUAAGUGGAAUGGCGAAAAUUACUUCAGAAAACUGUCUUAGAAGUUAUGGUACUGGAAAUAUCUGUGAUCAAUCAGAAGUACAAAAUGUGCUAUCUUCUUCAGUGAAAGAAAAAUUGGCUAAAAAAUAUGUACCCCCAGUAAAUGAAAAUUGUGAUGUAACACAAGAUUCAGGUGAUUCUUCAGCGGUGGAUGUUCCUCUACCCUCCUGCAGUGGCAGUGAUCCUAGAGAACAGAUAAAACUCAUUAAUACUGAGAAAUGUGCUGAUAUUUACAAGAACCUGUUUAGGGAAACCCACAGUACAAUAACUAAGAGCUGUUCUAAACAAGGUAAGGGAGCUUUUUAUACAUUCUCAGAACGAUCACACUCAGACUUAGUUUUAUAUUUACCCAAAGACCUUACUUUAAAUACCAACAAUAAAGUUUCAAACAGGAGACAAUGUGAUGUUCAGAAACAAAAGAGAAAGAGAAAAUGUCAUUCAGAUAAAGACUUCUCAUUAAAUUCUUGUGAUUCAGAAACUGGUACUGUUGUUAAUGAAGAAUUAUUAAGCUCAGAAACAGAUGAUUAUUUUCAUCACUCACAAAAAAAUAUUAAAGAUGAUCCAGAAACAAAGGUCAUCCAGACCCGCUCUGGUAGAAAGACUCGCUUUACAUUUUUUUCAAAAGCACUGAAUGAUAAUUCAGAUGAUGACUUUUUCAAUGAGAGCACACCAAAUUCUUCAGAAAAUAAUACGCCUGAAAAAAGACCAAAACUUAAUCUGCCAAGUAGUGAGUCACUCAUUCCUCAUAGAAAAAGAGGGAGGCCUCGAAAAAAGAAACAGAUACUGUUCUCAGUUAUAAGAUAUUGGGGGAUGGAAGUGCUUUCAUUCAUAUGGAUUCCUCUGAAAAUAUGACAUCUGAAACCAGCAGGUUAAAGAGUCAAGUUUCUUUUGUAGACGAAAAUCAUAAAUGUAUGGCUAGUGCAAAAGAUUCAGUAAUGACAUUUUUCGAGGAACAUCAAAGUGAAAGAGUAAAGACUGAGGUGAAACUGCUGAAUGUUUUGAAGGAUCAGCAAGUUGAACAAGCAGGUGUAUUAACUGAAAUGCUCUCUAUUUUUAAGGAUAUGCAAUGUAAAUUAAAGGUUAAAGAAUAAGGAAGGCUAACUUAAAGUUAUUGUUAAACAUAAUUAAUUCAAAGAUUUUCAUAGAUACGUUUUGAACAAAUAAACAACCCGGUUCCACAGAGAAGACAUUUACUGCACAGUAAACCCGAAAUUUACACAGUGACUGACUACAAGAUAGUUGCUCUCAUCAGGUGGCCAGUACAGUACACACUAAAGAUCAAUAUCCUCAUCAUCUUGUAAACACAAUUUAAAAUAAGAACAAGGCAAAGUUUACUCUCCAUUUAACGGAAUCCGAUAUAACGAACUCAAUUUAGCGGAAGGCUUUUUUUCGUUAUUUUUCACUCAAUUUAGUGAGCUAGUUCGCUAAAUCGAGAUUAAUUUCGUUAAAACGCUCACACCUAUGGAGACAUCCGAGACACAUGAUGCAGUAAAACCUACUUCAGCCUUUGACAAAUAUACUAAAUAUACAGUAUAAAAGUGAUAAAUAAUUUUGUAAAGCAAUUACAGGAAAAUGGAGAGAAAAUCACUCCAAACCUUUCUGCUCCCAGUGUUAUGAAAGAUUGCACUCCGUUUAGCCACAUCCUCACAUGGUUGGUGAGUGGGUGGGAAGACCAACCUCUUGGGUAACCCUGAAUUUUUCUGCUCUGGGUCUAUUUAUAAUCACUGUGCAAACAAAUAUUUCUUUAAAUGUAAAGUCACUCAAAAAAGUAUCUGAAAAAUAUUGUUCAUGACAAUAUGACACAUUGGACGUAUGUUUUGGGGAAGUGGCAGAGAACCAGGCAACAGUGCCCAGACUACAUGGGUUAUAGUGUUCGUUUUGACAUCCAUCGGACCCCACUUUUCAGAUACUAUUUUGAGUGACUGUACAUACAAUGCUAAAAAAGGAAAAUAAUGCAGUAAUAAACCAAGGCAUUAGGUACUAGACAGCUAUCAAACAGGGAGGUACUACUGCUUGGGAAGAUAAUAGACCAUCCUGCCAUAUGUGACCAAGUUCCAGGUUGCUCAUCUGACUUUCUGCCUCAUUUACACACAAUUG